Suncus etruscus (white-toothed pygmy shrew) is the source of this 3819-nucleotide messenger RNA. RefSeq names its product apolipoprotein B receptor (gene APOBR). The record is from RefSeq and is a predicted model, not a curated record. The transcript has 4 exons. The coding region runs from base 1 to 3819 and encodes 1272 amino acids. Gene Ontology annotation, biological process: triglyceride metabolic process; lipid transport. NCBI's taxonomy places the organism in Eukaryota, Metazoa, Chordata, Mammalia, Eulipotyphla, Soricidae. Gene Ontology annotation, cellular component: membrane. Gene Ontology annotation, molecular function: very-low-density lipoprotein particle receptor activity.
AUGGAUUUCCUCCGGCUCCAUCUCCCUGGGCUGCAUCAGGCCUUGCGGGGGGCACUGGAUUCUCUAAACACCUUUGUCUCCUACCUUUUGGGAGAUGAGGUUCCCACUGCCACUGCCACUGCCGCUGCUGGGGGGAGGGAGACUCGGGCAGCUGAGGAGCUGGGGGAACUGGCUGCAGGAAAGCCUGGGAAGAUUGUAGAGGAAGAAGCGCAGGAGGCCUUGGAGGGCCUUGGAGGUAGCCAAAGCAAGGGGAAGGCAGGACUGAAAAGCCCUGAAGAGAAUGAAAGAUGCCAUGAGGGAAAGUCAGCUAUCGAACAGACCUGCAGUUGGGGAGAAGGCAGGUCACACAGGUCCCAAGCUAACAGGCUGGACCCUGGGGCUUGGGAGGUAACCAAGGCUUCCAGGUGCCAGGAAUUAAGCUCCCCCUUGGAGGUCCUGAAGGAUUCUGAGUCAAAGUCUGGGGCUGAGCAAGAUUGGAGCAGCCAAGCCCAGGAAAGUCGAGCGCCCAAUGAUCAGGAAGCGAACCAAGAGACACUGAGAACCAGGGAGGAGGAAGAGGUCAGGACAAGAGAACCAGGGGUGGCUGGAGGGGUGGAGUCUGAAUGGACCCAGCACAGGGAACCUGAAGGGAAAGUCACUGCUGCAGGACCAAGGGUGGCAGAGGAGAGCCAGCAGACUGAACUGGAAGACAGGGAAGCUGUUGUAGAGGAGAACCAGGUAUUUGGGUUCAAAAGAACAGGGAGGGAAGAGGAAGUGAGGUAUAGCCCAAGCACACUCAUACAGGGUGCAAGGGAGCCAGGGACGGAGGGUGAGGAUGGGGCCAUCUCAGGCAAAUGGGAGGUUCAAACAGCACCAAACAGGGAGGAGGCCAGGACAGCCUCAGGAGGGGUGGAGGCUGAAGCAUCUUCAGGAGGGGAUGAGACCAGGGCCACUUUAGACAGAGAAAAGAGGGACUCAGCUUUAGGAGAGGAAACAGGAACAAUCUCAGGAGGGGAGAAUGCUGAGCAAGAGACUGGGACAACCUCAGGCAGGAAGGAAACAUAUACAGGCUCAGAGGUAGAGGAGGCCUAUAUUAGCUCAGACAGGGAGGAAGCCUGGACAACCUCAGACAGGAAAGAUACUGAGACCACAUCACACAGGGAGGAAGUCUGGAUCACAUUGGGUACAGAGGAGACUGGUACAAGCUCAGGUGGGGAGGAGAUAGGGACAACCUCAGGUGGGGAAGAGGCUGAAGAAGAGACUGGGACAACCUCAAACAGGGAGACAACAUAUACAAGCUCAGGUGUGGAGGUGGCCUGUACAACCUCAGAGACAAGAGAGGCCUGGAUUAUCUCAGAUAUAGGGGAUACCUGUACAACUUCUGAUAGGGAGGAGGCUGGGUCAACUUUAGACACACAGGAGGUCUGUACAGCCUCAGAUAGAGAGGAGGUUGGAACAACAUCAGACAUAGAGAACUGUAAAACCUCAGACAGAGAGGAGGGUCAGACAAUCUCAGACAUAGAAGAGGCCUGUACAAUCUCAGAUAGAGAGGAGGCUGUGAAAACCUCAGACACACAGGAAGUUGGGACAACUUCAGGCAUAGAAAAGGCCUAUGCAACCUCAGACAGAGAGGAGGCUGGGACAACCUCAGAAAUAGAGGAGGCCUGUGCAACCUUAGAGAGGGAUGAGGCUGGGACUACCUCUGACAUAGAGGAGGCCUGUACAACUUUGGGCAUGAAGGAGAACUGGAUAAAUUCAGGCAAGAAGGAAACCGAAACUACUUCACUUGGGGAAGAGGCUGGAAUCACCUCAGGAGAAGAGAAGUCUGGAGCUACCUCAUGUGAGGAGAAGGUUGACUUUCUAGGAGUCAGGGAGAGAGAUUAUGGGGCAGUACCAGAAGGGAUUCCAGAGGGUAUUGGGAGAGUCUGGUCCCCAGAGGGAGACUCCAGUGGAGACCAGGAGGAGGUGGACGAGAAGAAAAAGGCAGAGAAGAGCCAGUAUGACCAACAGAGCCAGCCACUGGGAAUUGAGGCUGAGGAAGGACUGACUCAGGACCCGAGGGCAGGGAGAGAGGAGUCAGACAGAUCAGGCCAGGCCAAUGCUGAUGGGAAAGAGGCACGGGGCAGGCAAGAUUCAGGGAUCACAGCUGCAGUGGUUAUAGAGGGGAUACAGGCUGAGGAGACCAAGGAGAGAGAAAUCUCCUGGGUCAUAGAGCCUGAACUUCCCCAUGACAGAAAGGCACAUGAGACUGAAGGUGAAGCUAAGGUGGAGGCAGACCUAGAGGUCCAGGUGCUCACAGGGGAGAGGAGUGAGGAAGAGUCUUGGAUGGAUCAGGAAAUUCUGCAUGAGACCCCUGAAAACCAGAUCCCUGAGCUGAUGCAAGGCUCGCUGACCCCAACAAAGCAGUCUGAGGAAGGACAGGGUCACAACCAAGAGCUCCAGAGCUGUCUGGGCCCAAUCAAAGAAGAGGUAGAAAGGAGGCUUGAGGAACAUACCAGCUCUGAGGAAGAAGUCUGGGGGGACCAGAGGACAGGGGAUUUGGAGAGAGGGCAUGCCUUGGAGGACAAAGCAGACUCAGAAGAUGAGGAGGAGGACACUGGUAGCCAAGUUCUGGGGUCUGAGGGGGAAGGAGAUCUGGGGUUUGCACUAGCAGAGACCCCCAAGGCUGGUGGGAAGGGAUACAGAGUAGAGUGGGGAGGAGUCUCUACAGAGAACCAAGAGCAGGGUGGGUUGCCGGAAGCAAAAGGAGGGCCAGGCUUGCCUCAGGGAGAGAUGUGUGCUCGAGAAACUGAGGAGGAGGCAAUGGAGGCAGAGCUGCCCUGGAGGGCAGACUGGGAACUGAGGGAAACUCUAAGUAGCCAGGACAUUCUGGUCACAGGGGCAGUACAACCCCAAAAUGGGAGGGCUGAAGGACUUGGGGAGGUGCCAGGAAGAGAGUGGGGUGUCUGUGCAGGAGGUCUGGAGUCUACAGGGAGAGAUGACUCUGGGGGAGAUGAGGGGCCCCUGGUGGCUGAGGAGAGAGGUGAAGAAAGAGAGGUGGAGGGCCUUACAGAACAGGAGCUAGGAGGCAUUGAGGACCGCAGGGAGGCUUUCGAGGUUCUAGAGCCAGUAGAGGUUGAAGUGUCUGUGGUGGCAGAAGGAAAUGGCGCCAUGGCUGGGUUCACAGUGGGCCCCCAGGGAGUGAGCACAGAGGGAGUCAAGGCUAUAGCAGAGUCUGGAGGGCCCCUAGAGUCAGGAAUAGGGGCUGAGGGGUGGCAAGUGGGGGAGCAAGGGCAGGGCAUGGAGGAGUGGGGAAACCCACCAGAGAGCAAGGCACAAAGAGCUCUGGAGAUGGAGGAGAUGGAGAUGACUGGAGCUCAGAGGGCGGGCGCUGAGGAGGCCGUGGACCCCCGAAGCCAGGAGGACACUGAGGACCAGGAGGGAGAUUCACUGCAGCGCUUGGAGGCUGUGCCCGGGCCCUGCGGAGAGGCCCACGUUGGUGCAGAAGAAGCUGAAUCUCAUGGCUGCUGGACUGAGGCCCUGCUCCCUGCGUCUCGUCUGGAUGUCUCCAUGUCCCGAAGUCGGGUUCUGCUCUCCCGCAGCUCUUCCCAGCGUCGCUCACGGCCGUCUUUCCGUCAAGCCCCCACCUUGGACAGACAGGAGGAACCUCCCAGCCCCCCACUGGGUGAAAGGGGCUUUGCCCCACAGCAACUUGAGGAGCCCUCACAGCCAAGUACUCCAAGGUCUGAAGGGACCCCAGUGCCAGUGAGGAAGAGGCCGCUGGGACAUGGGUUCGGCCCGGCACACUCAGGCAUGAUGCAGGAACUGCAGGCCAGACUUGGCCGGCCAAAGCCUCAGUGA